AUGUUACCCUCACUCCGACCUCGUGCACUUUUCAACGUCGGCGUUUAUGAUAUUCCAUACCUCUCAUCAUUUGUGGGGUCUGCUCCAGAUACCGAGAGUGACAGUGCCUGGAUAGCUUGCAGCACGGAUAGUGUUUUGAGCAUGAAACCAGAGCUAUUCGACAUUCUCGUCACGCUGCCUCCCAACCAUUCCAAGAAUGCCGCGGCUAAGACGUACCCGACAAUCACUAUAUCUUCCCCAGCCUUACACAGCAAAUCACCGCAAAAAGUGGAACUGAAAGCCACGCAGCGCGAUGUGCGACGUUACACAGCUCUACGCCAGGGUCUUCGCCGCGCAUUCAAGGACAUCAACUCCCAGUCCAAAGACAACGACAGUGACGAUAACUCGGAUGCCGCGUCAACAUUCUCCUCCAGCCCGAUUGUCGAACCUCUCUCCUGGACCAGGCUAGCAUAUACCUCUUUCAUAUGGUGGGCAUCCGCCGGCGAAAAGCGGGACGGGUUCUCUGAAGAGGAGGAAGAAGAGCACGAGAUCGAACAAGACGCACGCCUCUUAGCAAGCGUGGACAAUCUCCCAAGCCCACCAUCAGGCUCUAUCCGCCGCCAAAGCAUGCAGCUAGGCGAACCACCCAAGCAGCCGCCGGAAAUCGCUCUCAUUGCAUACUUCCGCCAGCUCACCACUCAGAUCUUCGCCACGCUCUCGGACGUGAUUGCCCGACACGACGAUCAAAAUGGGACUGAACCAAACGACCCAACUUCGGCACCCUACCAAGACGAAGAAAACGACGAGGACAACAAUCCCGCCGAACACGCAACAAUAACGCGCGACCCAACACAAGAAGACGAAUCCACUUCCCCGCUCCUAGACCAGGAUCAAGCCAUUGAAAACGACCGCAUCGCAGUAUCCGCGGAGGACAUGGCGGAAAUGGGCCUGGACACAUGGAGCGCCGCAGACCGGAUCUUCGUCGAAGAGCUGGUUCUCUUAUGGUGGGGACGUAGGGCGUACGUUGACAGUGCACGGAUUCGGUGCUGUGGUAUUUCGCUCAUAUGA
This is a messenger RNA of Aspergillus calidoustus, 1047 nucleotides long. Lineage: Eukaryota; Fungi; Ascomycota; Eurotiomycetes; Eurotiales; Aspergillaceae. The record is from the annotation of a GenBank genome assembly.